Etheostoma cragini (Arkansas darter) is the source of this 6494-nucleotide messenger RNA. RefSeq names its product alsin-like. The transcript is spliced from 41 exons. Bases 419 to 5386 code for a protein of 1655 amino acids. The record is from RefSeq and is a predicted model, not a curated record. Lineage: Eukaryota; Metazoa; Chordata; Actinopteri; Perciformes; Percidae.
CCUUGCGUCAUUUACACACCGCAGCAACAGGUGUGGCACCGCCGCAGUGUUUGUCCCUGCCCGGCAGCCGUCGGAGAGGUGGCUUCUGUCAACAACACAGAACUGUCAGACAACUUCUGCUUUCACUGCGCAGCACUGGUCGGAAUAAAUCAGUGUCUCUGUCGUGACUUCUACAGACAGUUAUCCGGACUCAUUCACACAGCUCCGCAAUUUUCUCCCGAGUUAAACCUGGCAGUUGGUGUUUAAGAAAGAACAAGCACUUGAAGCCAGAUGAAUCAAAGAGGUAUCGAAACAGUACAGAGGAUUAUUCGUGCUCCUGGAAACUGGUUUAUUGUUGAGGGUGACCAAAAGUCAAGAGCUUUGGAAAAAUGUUACUAAAGAUGCCUUCACUGUCCUGUGGAAUGGAGAGUCGGAAGUGAUGGAGAACAGAGAGGAGAGCCCUGCAGAUGAUGCAGCCCCCACACCUCCAGAUCAAGGAUUGCUCCACAUCUGGCAGUCAACGGGCCCCAGUGCGCAACUCUGUCCAGAGAGAGUGCUCCUGUCCAGGCCUGUCUUGCAGGCCACCCUGGGAGAACACCAUGGACUCUUGCUGACACAGGGUGGACAGGUGUAUUCUUUCGGAGAGCUUUUGUGGAGGGAUCUGAGCAUCCCGGUGUCUGCUCCGGUGCUGGAGGUCUCUCUGCUGGGGAAGACGGUGGUCCGUGUGGCGGCUGGUGGUUUCCACUGCGGUGCGCUGAGCGAUCAGGGCAAUGUCUACAUGUGGGGGGAGAACACUGCAGGACAGUGUGGUCUGACCGAGAAGGGCUCAAUCACAAACCUCACAGUUCCAGAGCCUUGCCAAGUCACAGUGGUGGACAGUGAGGUUGUUCCUCCAGCAGUGGUUCGGGUGUUGGAUCUGGCUCUCGGACGGGAGCACAGCUUGGCUUUGUCGGCCCAGAAAGAGGUGUGGGCGUGGGGCAGCGGCUGCCAGCUUGGCUUGGUCACCAACAACUUCCCUGUUUGGAGACCACAGAAGGUGGAGCACUUGGCAGGCAGACAUGUCAUUCAGGUGUCUUGUGGUGCCUACCACAGCUUGGCCCUGGUUCGCAGUUUACCUCCACAGAACAGCCAGAAUCCAGCUAAGUUAACUGAGAAGAGGGAGCGGGGUCGGUCGCCUCACUAUUCAGUGACAGAAAGGGAGGAGCCGCUAGCAGUUGAUGCUGGUCACUACUGUCCGUUGGGGGUGGAGCUUAAUGAAGUCACAACAGGCGAGACCUCUCCCAGAACAAGAGGACCCAGACGAAAGCUCCAUUCUCGGGGAAGGUCAGCUGGAAGCAGCCCUGGCUCUGCAGCCGGUUCAUGUCCAUUUUCUGAAAAUGGCAAAUCUAACACUAAACAUAAAAAUCUUUCAGGUGGGCACACUCACCCUCUCACUGACACAGAUGGCAGCCCCAAGUCUCAUUUGCUGUCAGGCUGGGAAGCCAAUAAGAACUCUGCUUUCCCUGACGAGCUAGAGCUUCAGAAUCUCCUUCAGAAACUCUCUAGUCACUCAUUUGAGAUGCGCCACACCACCGGGCCAGGAGAUACCGACUCACUGAGCAGUUACACUUCCGAUGACAGCUGUGUUUCCUCAACUCCUUCCACGGAUCUAUUGACUUCCAGUUAUAAAGAUGACUCACCAAUCAAGAGUCAAAACAACAAUGGCGUGGCCGUGCCGUACUCCUCCUCCCCAGUGUGUUUGGAAGAAGUUCGGCUUUGUCUGGAGGCGGAGAAGCAGACACUGCAGGGGCAGAAAAGCUCCAGUCUCACAAAUAUAAACCAGAAGGGCAGAGCAGCAACAAACCGGAGAAGCUCCCUGCCUGGAAUACCCACCCGUGGGUCUCCAAGGCAACUGCGGUCUUGUGCCUGCAGGCCAUCCUCUGCUGGUUGGUCCCAGGUUGCUGCGGCUGAGGAGGCUGGAGAUGGGCUGCCAUCUCUGGAGACAGAAGUGUGGAGCUGGGGCCGCGGGUCUGAGGGACAACUGGGCCACGGAGAUCAGCUUGCUAGACUCCAGCCUCUGUGUAUCAAGUCUUUGACAGGGGAGGAGGUGAUCAAAGUUGCCACAGGGUCACACCAUUCACUGGCUCUCACUGCUCACUGCCAGGUGUACUCAUGGGGCAGCAACAUGUGUGGACAGCUCGGUCAUGUCAACAGUCCUGUCACUGUACCUCAACAGGCAAAGCUGUCUGAUGGUCUUCGGGUUUGGGACGUGUCAGCCGGUCAGAGCCACUCCCUCCUCCUGGCUGAUGGAGACUGUGUCCAGCCGGUCCUGUUGUACUGUGGCCAGCAGCAGGAGCCAGCGUCAGCACCGAGUCCAAGGUCCAACCAGAGUCAAAGUUCAUGUCAGAGGUCCCCCAACAGAGCGGAGAGUUACACAGUCAGACCCACCCUGCUGCCCUUCUGCAUGGAGAUGGGUUACAUCAGCACUGUGUGCAGCGGCGGUCAGAACUGUGCGGUGCUGGCAGACCAGAACGUCAUGGGUUUUAUCUCAGCUAUCCAUGAGCUGGCCUCCAGAGAAAGACAGUUUUACUGCUGGUCAAGCACCGUCAUGGAGCGCCUCCUCACACCACUACGCAACAGAGAGAUUGUGUGUCCGUCGUUAGGUGACCCGUGCACUCAUCUCUUCUUCUCUGUCUGUGAGAGUUUUGUUCGUCUGAGCGUCCUGAUCGGUCGACACUCCACGUCACUCAGCUACUUCCUGCAUGAUGUGCAGGGCUGUGAUGUCACUUCCCUUCCCCUGCUGACACAUGCUGAGCACUUUACGGACAUAUAUAAAGAGUAUUGUUCGUCAGUAGGGGACUUCCACGUGAUGGGCGGAUUCCGAUCGCUCCAUAAACUCUCACUUGAGUGUUUAGGCUCUCAGCAGACCAUGCUGGCUCAGCUGUGUGUAUCAGACCAGUCUGACAGUGGUGAUGUUGAUCUGGGUUCCUUGUUGUACUGGCCUCUGCAGCAACUCCACCAGUAUAGCCGAGUCCUGCUCAAACUGGCAGCCUGUUACGAUGUGUUAACUACAGAGUAUCAGUCCCUUCAUCAGGGCUGUGGCCAGUAUGACUCCCUGUCUUUGUCCUUGUUGAGGAAGAAGAAGGAGGCGGAAACCACCUUCCUCUUCUGGAAGACCCACUCUGGAAAAACUACUGAGGUUCUGCGUCUCCCACAGCGUCGUGUGGUGUGUGAAAGCAGCAACAGAUCUCUGACUCUGCAGAAUGCUGGGCGGUUCUCCAACCACUGGUUCAUACUACUCAAUGACACACUGGUGCACACACAGGCUGCCAUUCCCUCUCAAAGCCUUUUCUCUACACAUCACGUAUACCCUCUGACCUGUCUGUGGGCAAAACCACUUACCGAAGACUGCAGCGGACUCUAUGCAAUCAAAAUUACAUGUCCAGAGGAGAGUUUCACCUUGGUGGCUUCGACACCACAAGAAAAGAACAAGUGGCUGCGGUCUAUUAACCAGGCGGUGGAUCAGGUGCUGAGUGGUGCAAGUCAGGGGUCGUCGCCAGGGAUGACAGCAAUGUCUCGCACUGCCUCAUACACGUUCACAGCAGAGGGACGGUUUAAAGACGCCCAAUACACCGGGAGCUGGCUGGCAGGACGAGUUCAUGGCAGAGGCACCAUGAAGUGGCCAGAUGGACGGAUCUACAACGGGAACUUUAGGAAAGGACAAGAGGAUGGCUAUGGAGAGUGUAUAAUACCUAACAAAGUGCUGAAGAAGCCAGACAUCUACCAAGGACACUGGAGAGAUGGCAAGUUCCAUGGUUUCGGCAAGUACAAGUAUGCCAGUGGUGAGGUGUACGAGGGCUGCUUCUGUGAUGGGCACCGGCAUGGUUAUGGCAUGCUGAGCUCCGGAAGGCUGACCAAGAACUCCUCCAGCGUUUUCAUUGGCCAGUGGGUCCACGACAAGAAGACGGGAUAUGGAGUCUACGAUGACAUCACAAGAGGUGAGAAGUACAUGGGACUGUGGUUGGACGAGCAGCGGCACGGCAGCGCUGUGGUUGUCACCCAGUGUGGUGUGUACUACGAAGGGACCUUCAGAGACAACAAGAUGUGUGGUCCAGGUCUGAUGAUGUCAGAUGACGACACCGUUUUACACGGGGAGUUUUCUGAUGACUGGACUGUCAACGGGAAGGGUGUUUUAUUCCAGGCUAAUGGUGACUGCCUGCAGGGCCUGUUUAGUGGAGAGUGGACCACAGGGCUGAAGGUGGUUGGAACUUACACCAAACUAGCUGCAGAUGAACCAGAAAACAAAGAGAGAAACAGCCUGCUCAAGCUGGGUCAGUACAUGGUGCCUGCAGGUCAGAGGUGGCUCUGUGUGUUUGAUGAAUGUUGGAGUCGACUGGGCUGUGAUGCUCCUGGGAGAGGAGAGAGGUCUGCGGCCUGGGACAACAUUGCUGUUACCAUAACAACUGCACGACGACAAAGCCCAGAUCUCAGUAGGUCUCAGCGUAAAGUAUUGGAGUGUUUGGAGUGCAUUCCUCAGCACGGAGAACCGGUGACCACCGCAAACUAUGACAACAUACGAAGAUACCUCAUCAAGGCAUGUGAGACCCCUCACCACCCUCUGGGCUGGCUGGUGGAGACGUUGGUGACGGCCUACAGGAUGACUUACGUCGGCGUAGGAUCCAACCGCAGGCUGCUCAACCAGGCCGUCCAGGAGGUUCUGGCCUACCUUACACAUUUCUACAGCAUUGUCAGGUUUCUGUUUUCGGGAUUACCAGAUGAUGGUGGCAUUAUCCCUGAUCCCCCUGCCUCUCCAUCUCAAAGCAGACGCAGCUCUAAAAUAGCAGAGCAAAACAGUGUUGUGGUGGUGAGCUGCUCAUCUCUGCUCCUCCCACAGCUGCUUCCUCGACUCUACCCUCCUCUCUUCACCCUGUACUGCCUGCAGGAGGAGCAGAAGGAGGCCCAGUACUGGGAGCGCGUCCUCCGACUCAACAAACAGCCCGACCAGUCGCUGCUCAGCUUCCUGGGAGUGCAGGAGAAGUUCUGGCCAGUGUGGAUGUCAAUUCUGGGAGAGAAAAAGCAGAUUGUGUCCAGCAGUAAAGAUGCCUGCUUUGUUUUUGCUGUAGAGACACUCCAGCAAAUCAGCACCACCUUCACUCCGUCAGACAAACUCCUCGUCAUCCAGAAGACAUUUGAGGAACUGACCCAGGAAGUAAAACCUAUGCUAAAUAGCAACUUCCUCUGGUGCAUGGAUGACCUGCUCCCUCUCUUCCUCUAUGUUGUGCUCAGGGCAAGGAUCAGGAACCUGGGAGCAGAGAUCAAUCUGAUAGAAGAUUUAAUGGAUCCCAACGUUCAGCACGGAGAGAUGGGACUGAUGUUCACCACACUGAAGGCCUGCUACAUCCAGAUCCAGCAUGAGUCGGCUGUGUAGGAGCAGAAAGCAAGAUACCACACGGUCAACAAACAGCAAUACAUGCACUGUCGGAAGAGGCGCAGUGCUUAGCACAUAGAAGCUGCCAGAACAAAACCCACCAGUAGUCUACUGGAUGCCGCUGGGAAGCACUCACACAUGGAGGGAAGGGAGAGUGUCACUCUUUCUGUCAAACAGAGAAAAGACGUCUGUCACCUUGUUACUGUUGAUCUUUUCAGUAUGUUACAGCACACCAAAGUUCUUUCCUUUUUUAUCGUAGACAGUUUUCACAGGAAAGGAACAAGUCACCCUCUUCUGAACAUGUUAGGGAACUGCAUUAGUGUCUACAUAACAUUUGGUAAAAUUUCAUCACAUUAGAUUUUUGGUAAUAAUACAUCAGCUCAGUUUCAACAAUAACAAUUUUGUUGAAACACCAGUGCAGUUUCCAUUUACAGUAUUUUUAUUUUACUGUUUUUCCCUAAAGGGUGAUUGAUUAGAAUAUAGAGUAAGGUCCCUGUGAGGUGUUGGACUGUAUAUUACUCCAGACAAAGGGAACUUACUAACCACAUCACUGAUGAAGUCAGUGAACGUAACGGGUUAUUAACUGGAAAUCUAAAUAAUAAUGUAGAUAUUGCUUUAAAGGCAAGGUACUUUUCAAAGGGAAUGUCGAGGUUUUAAAGUUGUGAUUUCCCUGCGUUUAAUUAACAGUAAAUCUCCAAACACAGUAAAAUGUACAGUAUUUGAUACUCAGUUAUAUAUCAAAUAUAAAAAGUUAAUGAAACCUGCAGUACAGGUACCUAUUGCAUAUGGCAACUGCAGCUCAUUUACCUUUGAGCAGUUGAGACAGCUACAGGAGACACCGAUGGUGUUAAUACGGCGGGGUCAGGGUCAGUCUGAAAAGCAGACCCGAUGAAGGGUUCUGCUUUUUUAACAGAUUACAACUCAAAAUUUGCAUAGUUGGGUUUUUGCGUGAAAAGAGUAAAACAGCUUGAGGCACUUAAUGCAUGUUUUACCAUUUCUUCCUUAGAAGCCAAACCAAAAUCACCAGCUCAGAAAUCUAAACUUCUCAUGCAACAGUAUGUUUCUGUAAAUUAGAUGCAAAUUGUCUUCCUCUGUUUGCAUAUAAAUC